CAAAAUGGCGUCCAAAGUUCCCUUGGAAUUUUGGUAGUCCUAUUCUAAAGUGAUCUACCUUGUAACGGCAGCCAGUUCAGGGCCAAAUAGAUCAGUGAGAUAUCGUUGAAAUAGUCUCUACCGAUCGCUUCCCUUCACAAACUAAGCAAAGCCUGAGGCUGAUGAAGAAUUAAAAUGACCGAUGGUUUUCCAUUUUGAUGGCAGAUACAGAUCAGCUCUUGAGUGUAAAUUCUUGGAGCAAGUUGAAGAAGACUUAGCAGAAUUUUGGAGUAUUUGUGGAGACAAUAGUGUUCUUGUGUUUCCUCCUCUGAGUGCUCAUUAUCGCUUCCUCAUUCACGAGCUUGUAGGACAAAAUUCCAAGCUUCAGACAGUGUCCGUAGGACAGGGACGGGAGAGAAGAACUGUUGUUUACUUUUCUCCUGAAAGAGAUCCAGAUAAGAUGGCACAUUCCCCUUCAACCUCACAAAAGACUUUUUUUGGAAGAGGAAGAGGCAGCAGACCAAGACGGCCUGACCAGGCACUGUAUGUUCCAGGAGCAUUGAGAAAAGCUAAGUGUGACCAGCUCAAGGAAAAUGCAAGUAAAGAAAGUACUGUAAACAGUGCAGAAAACAAAUCAGAAAACAGAGAAAUUUCAAAGAGCCAUAAAGACAGUAAUAAUGAUGAGACCAGCACCUUAUUUACUCCAAAAGAUGGCCGCGAUUCUAUCAAACCUAAGAGUGCUGUGCAUGAAGCCCAAACAUAUGAAUCAGCUUGCCACAGUAUACUUUCCACUUCUGAGAGAAAAGUUGAUAGUAACACAGAGGGAACAGAUAGUAUCUUUUUUGAUACAACUGUACAACAUACAAAUGGGCCAUCACAUCUGUUUAUCGAUGAGCAGUUAUGGAGUGAAAACAAAGAGUCAAAUAGGGAAAACAUGAUAGAAGAUGACAGUGAUCCAGUGGUAACAACAUCUGAGAAACUAACUAGUAAUGCUCUUGUCAAAGAAUUUGAUGAAAUGCCACAGAUCAGGGAUGAAACAGAUAAAAGCAUUGAAAAAACUGUGCAGAAAAUAACUGAUGAUCAAAGUUUAUGCACCAUUUCUAAAAAAGAAUCUAGCUAUGGUGAAACCGAUCAUAAGAAAGAUGUACAUGUAGAUGUGAACUGUGGUAUUUCUCAGACUCCAUUGGUAACAACCAAAAUAGGUGAUUACAAUGUGGAUAAGAGUCUUUCAACAUUUGAAGACAAAACUUGUGAUUACGCGAAGGAAAAACCUUUGACAGAAAAUGUAACUAUACCCGGCAAUCAAAAUCAAGCUAUGGUAAAAUCUGAAACGAACUGUGGAAAUGCCUCCAUAGUGGUGGCCAGGACAGAAGAAUCAAACUCACUUGGAACUGAAAAUCAGUCUUUUCAAGAUGAUUCCGUGAUAAAAACAAUUGAAGAUUCCGAAGCAGUAGUAGCUGAUUGUGCAACAGUUGGUUUUGAUGGUGAAGACAAUGUUGAACAGGAUGAAAGUCGGAAUGGGAAUGAGGAGACAUUUCAAAGUGGUUGUGAGAACAAAGGAAGCAGUAGAGCUCUAACAUUGCCUGGAAGUGGGGUUUUCAUUCACGAAGAGGCACUAACACAUGCUGUAAAACAUUAUGAAGAAGAUGUUGCAACAUGUGAAUUGAUUGGCAGUCAAUCAAAAUUGUUUAACGAUGAAAUCAUUAAAGAGGCAGAAUUGAGAACAUCAAAAGAGGCUUCAAUGGCUGUGUGCAAAAAUGCUGUGAAUUCUAAGAACAGCGCAGUGGUCACUAACGAUGAAAUCAUUGAGGAGGCAGAAUUGAGAACAUCAAAAGAGGCUUCAAUGGCUGUGUGUGAAAAUGCUGUGAAUUCUAAGAACAGCGCAGUGGUCACUUCAGAUGUUGUUAAUCUCACCUCUUCAAUUGAUUAUGAGAAUUUAGAAUCUGAAAACAAUAAGUCGGAAAGUAGGAAUUCAAUUGAUUCAAACAAUGAGAAAAUUAAAACACUGCCUAAAACUAUUGAGGAUGCUUCAGGGUUAGUGAGAACAGAAUUAAAUGAAAAUGUUGGUGAAGUUGAAACAGAGCAACAAAAAACAUCUAAGAAGAAGAAAGGAAAGAAAACUAAAACUAAAGAACAGACAGAGGACAAGAUAAAAUCUAAAGAGAAGGGAGAAAAAAAGAGAAAAAAGGAAAAGAAAAGUUUGAAGGAUAAAAUUGACAAAGAAGUGAACUUAGACUCUGAAGAGGAGAAGAAAUCAAAAUCUAAAGUGCAAUCAGCAAAGGAACAGGAUAAGAAAGUUCCCAGUACAUGUCAUAUAGUUACUGGGAAAAAAUUGGUGGCAGACAUUUUGUGUACGGGAGAAUCUUUCAGCGCAAAAGACGACAAUGAUGAUGAUGAUGAUGAUGACAACUGGGAAUCAAAUUUUGAUGAGAGUGGAGAUUGUCUAAAUCCAGAUUACUUUGAGGAGCUCUCAAGGUUAACAGGAAUAGCCAAUCCUGAAGUUCACAAGACUCAGUUUGACUACUACUCUUUCAAGCCAAGGCAAAUUGAAUUGGAUGAUGAAGAGUUUGGACAUAUAUUAGAAAUCUACAACUUUUCUUCAGACUUAACAACACAAGACUUGAUGCAGGCUCUAAGUUCCUUCAGGAGCAAAGGGUUUGACAUCAAAUGGGUAGAUGACACACAUGCUCUGGCAAUCUUUGCAAGUCGUCAUGCAGCACAAGAUGCUAUACAGUUAUGCUCAGGUCCAGUAAUGAAACUCAGGCCAGUCAGUGAAGGGACAAUAGAGUCAAAGAAGAAGGCACAUUAUUGUUCUGAGUUCCUGCAGCCCUAUAGGGAGAGACCACAGACCAGUAAGCUAUUAGCUGAUAGGCUAGUAACAGGUGCUCUAGGAAUGAGGUCAAAAAUGACCAGGGAGGAGAGGGUCAAGGAAAGAGAAAAAAUCAAGGAGGCAAAAAGCAAAAGGCAACAAGAGAAGAUCCAGAAAGCCCAGAUAUGGGGAGACUAAAGUCACUAAAGAACAUUUUAAAAUGCUUUUUAACAUUAUUUCAAGUAUUGUAAGUUAUUUUUAAUAAUAUUGAACAGUCUGGUAUUUUAAAGAACUAUCUCUCAUUUUAUAGCAAGUGUUUUUUCUUUUUUUUAUGCAUCCAUGUCAACAUGCUCUUUCAAUAAAAUAUCUCAGUGAGAUAACUAUGGAGUUGAUAUACGAAGGCACAUUUUGUAUUUGCGUGAGGCGUGUUAAAACAAGUUCUCUUUGCUAACCUUAGUAACAGCUGUAUUAAUCUAUCAGAAAGUUCCAAAACUAAGCUUAUGUUUGGAUUUAGCAGCUUUUUCCUGUUACUUCUUUUUGGGCUGGAUUUCAAGAGUAGUUUUCUCUCUUAAGGCUGAUUUUGGCCUGCAUAGGCAAGGGGGGAUUGAAAUAUUCUUAGUUGUAGCAUGCUACAUAAACUGGAAAUAAGCACUGGCCUAAUGAAACAACCAUUGUGCUUGAAUUUGACUUUAGUUGUUUUCUAGAAGAAAACUCUAGAAACUAAGAGUUCGGUAAAGAAACAAGUAAAUGCAAAGUGAUUUGAGAUUGGGAAAGGAAGCUGUUUCUUUGUUCUUUGAGUUAAAUUGCAAAAUGUUUGCAGACAUAAAUAUGUCUAUCCUCAAGGAAUGACAUCUCAAUGCAAAUUUGCAAGCUCCAAGCAAUGAGUUUACUUGAUGAGAAUUAUUCUUAUCAAGUAAACUCAUGCUGUCUGCAAUAUUAUAUUGGCUUCAGUGGGAGAUCCAGACC
Molecule: messenger RNA, 3754 nt
Organism: Orbicella faveolata
Lineage: Eukaryota; Metazoa; Cnidaria; Anthozoa; Scleractinia; Merulinidae
Molecular function (GO): nucleic acid binding
Source: RefSeq, a predicted model, not a curated record